Messenger RNA from Kluyveromyces marxianus DMKU3-1042, 432 nucleotides. It is a transcript of the gene DIB1, whose product is annotated as U4/U6-U5 snRNP complex subunit DIB1. Gene Ontology annotation, cellular component: U5 snRNP; U4/U6 x U5 tri-snRNP complex; spliceosomal complex. Gene Ontology annotation, biological process: mRNA splicing, via spliceosome. Bases 1 to 432 code for a protein of 143 amino acids. The record is from RefSeq and is a predicted model, not a curated record. Lineage: Eukaryota; Fungi; Ascomycota; Saccharomycetes; Saccharomycetales; Saccharomycetaceae. The transcript has a single exon.
AUGGGUAGUGUUUUUCUUCCACAUUUACACACAGGAUGGCAUGUUGACCAAGCCAUUGUAACCGAAAAGGAAAGAUUAGUGGUGAUUCGGUUUGGAACGGACAGUAAUAAAGAAUGCAUGAUAAUGGAUGAAAUCCUAUAUUCCAUCGCAGAAAAAGUGAAGAACUUUGCGGCUAUAUAUCUAUGUGACAUCCAGGAAGUGCCUGAUUUCAACGAAAUGUACGAACUCUAUGACCCGAUGACAGUGAUGUUCUUUUAUCAGAAUAAACAUAUGAUGUGCGAUUUUGGUACUGGUAACAACAACAAAAUGAACUUUCUAGUAGACGACAAACAAGAGAUGAUUGACAUUCUUGAAACCAUAUUCCGUGGAGCUCGAAAGAACAAAGGUCUUGUAGUUUCGCCUUAUGAUUAUUCCCAUAAAAGGGUAGAUUGA